This is a messenger RNA of Lolium perenne, 1117 nucleotides long. Its product is annotated as NDR1/HIN1-like protein 13. NCBI's taxonomy places the organism in Eukaryota, Viridiplantae, Streptophyta, Magnoliopsida, Poales, Poaceae. Gene Ontology annotation, biological process: defense response to other organism. The record is from RefSeq and is a predicted model, not a curated record. Gene Ontology annotation, cellular component: plasma membrane.
AUCUCUCUCAUUCCACCAAAUUCCGCACCCCGAGCUCCCUGACACACACAACAACUCGCCCAGCACCACCGCGUCAGGAAGCCUCCCUUGUCUACGGCGGCUGCAAUGGCCGACCGCGUCUACCCCGCCGCGAAGCCCAACCCGCCGCCAGCAAUGGCCAGCGGCGGCGGCGGCGGCGUGCCCCCCAAGCCGCAGAUGUACCAGCGCCCCAUCUACCGGCCGCAGGGCCCGGCCAAGGGCAAGCGCGGGCGGUCCUGCCGCUGCAGCUUCUGCUGCACCUUCUGCUGGGCGCUCCUGGUCAUCGUCCUCCUCGCGGUCCUCGCCGCCGCCGCGGGCGGCAUCUUCUACCUGCUCUACCGCCCGCAGCGCCCCAGCUUCUCCGUCUCCUCCGUCCGCCUCACCUCCUUCAACCUCUCCUCCUCCGCCACCGCGCCCGUGCUCACCGACACCAUCCAGCUCACCGUCACCGCCAAGAACCCCAACAAGAAGCUCGUCUACUUCUACGACGACUUCUCCUUCUCCGCCGCCACCUCCGCCAACGACGUCCCGCUCGGGGACGUCACGGUCCCCGGGUUCGCGCACCAGGCCGGCAACACCACCAUCUUCACCGCCACCAUCGCCGCCGCCGCCGUCACCGUCGACCCCAGCGGCGCCGGCUCCGACCUCAAGAAGUCCGGCGCUUUCUCCGUAUCCGUGGACGCCGACACGCGAGCCGGCGUCAAGGUCGGAAGCCUGAAGACCAAGAAGAUGGACAUCCAAGUGCGCUGCGACGGCAUCAAGGUGACGCCGCCCACGCCUCCCCCGGCGCCGAAGAAGGUGAAGGGGAAGAACGGCACCGCCCUUGCGCCUGCCCCCGCGCUGGACACCGCCGAGACGACCACCGCGGCGGUGAGCACCGCCGCGCACUCGUGCACGGUCAGAGUCCGCGUCAAGAUCGGGAAGUGGACCUUCUAGGCGCAAUACGUACCUACUCUAGGGACUUGAUUGCAAUACUUCCAGGAAAAAGAAAAAAAGGAAUUUUUUCACUUUUUAUAUUGGAAAAGUAGAAGAGAUCAUGCAUAUCAUUUCGUCGGUGUAAAUUCCAUCAAAACAUUUAUUCUAUUUUUGCGUUUUGCUA